AUGUCUGCUCCACCUUCCUCUUCCACUCCUCACCCGCUCGCACUACCUUCAAACUUCUCGCCUGACGCUCUCGACACCCUCACCGAGCUCGCAGCCAUCCUCACCCGUCUCCGAGCCGCAAUCCAAGCGUCCAAUCCUCCCACGGCCCCGGGCGGCGUCACAGGCUCCACCCCGUUACCUACAGGAGCGACACCAAACCAACUAGGAGCCAGCCCGGGCGGCACGGGUGCUUUGUCCCUGAGGGAGCUCUCCACGCAGACCGACGCACUGAAGCACAAGUUGCAGCGGGCCCGCACGCAGAUCAAGACGCUGCCCGACAUGGAACGCGACAUCGAGGAACAGGAAGAGGAGAUCCAGGAGCUCGAAGCUAGGAUUCGCAUGCAGCGGGAAGUCCUGGAGAAGUUGCGGGAGCGCGGCGUUGACUUUGGAAACGAGGGCGACAAGAUGGAGACAUAA
Molecule: messenger RNA, 456 nt
Organism: Sodiomyces alkalinus F11
Lineage: Eukaryota; Fungi; Ascomycota; Sordariomycetes; Glomerellales; Plectosphaerellaceae
Exons: 1
Coding region: 1-456 (151 amino acids)
Biological process (GO): regulation of transcription by RNA polymerase II
Cellular component (GO): mediator complex
Molecular function (GO): transcription coregulator activity
Source: RefSeq, a predicted model, not a curated record